AUGAAGGGCCGGCGGCGGCGGCGCCGGGAGUACUGCAAGUUCGCGCUGCUGUUGGUGCUGUACACGCUGGUGCUGCUGCUCAUCCCCUCCGUGCUGGACGGCGGCCGCGACGGCGACAAGGGCGCUGGGCACUGCCCAGGCGUGCAGCGCAGCCUGGGAGUCUGGAGCCUGGAGGCGGCGGCGGCGGGCGAGCGCGAGCAGGGCGGGGAGGCGCGGCCGGCUGAGGAGGGCGGCAACGCGGGCCUGUCCCCCGGGGUUCCGGGCAACAUCAGCGGCGCCGUCGGGGAGGCGGUGUCGCGCGAGAAGCAGCACAUCUACGUGCAUGCCACCUGGCGCACCGGCUCGUCGUUCCUGGGCGAGCUCUUUAACCAGCACCCGGACGUUUUCUACUUGUAUGAGCCCAUGUGGCAUCUGUGGCAGGCGCUGUAUCCGGGCGACGCCGAAAGCCUGCAGGGCGCGCUGCGCGACAUGCUGCGCUCGCUCUUCCGCUGCGAUUUCUCGGUGCUGCGGCUGUACGCGCCACCGGGGGACCCGGCCGCGCUCACCCCGGGCGCGGCCAAUCUCACCACGGCCGCCCUCUUUCGCUGGCGGACCAACAAGGUCAUCUGUUCGCCGCCGCUGUGCCCCGGCGCCCCCCGUGCCCGCGCUGAGGUCGGCCUCGUCGAGGAUGCCGCCUGCGAGCGCAGCUGCCCGCCCGUGGCUCUGCGCGCCUUGGAGGCCGAGUGCCGCAAGUACCCGGUGGUGGUCAUCAAGGACGUGCGCCUCCUCGACCUGGGCGUGCUGGUGCCUCUGCUGCGUGACCCCGGCCUCAAUCUGAAGGUGGUGCAACUUUUCCGCGACCCGCGGGCCGUGCACAACUCGCGCCUCAAGUCCAGGCAGGGGCUGCUGCGCGAGAGCAUCCAGGUGCUGCGCACCCGCCAGCGGGGCGACCGCUUCCACCGCGUGCUACUGGCGCACGGCGUGGGCGCUCGGCCCGGGAGCCAGUCCCGUGCCCUGCCCGCCGCGCCGCGCGCGGACUUCUUCCUGACCGGCGCGCUCGAGGUGAUCUGCGAAGCCUGGCUGCGCGACCUGCUGUUCGCGCGCGGCGCACCCGCCUGGCUGCGGCGCCGCUACCUGAGGCUGCGCUACGAGGACCUGGUGCGGCAGCCGCGCACCCAGCUGCGCCGCCUGCUGCGCUUCUCCGGGCUGCGCGCGCUCGCCGCCCUCGACGCCUUUGCGCUCAACAUGACGCGGGGCGCGGCCUACGGCGCCGACCGACCUUUCCACCUGUCCGCGAGGGACGCCCGCGAGGCCGUGCACGCCUGGCGCGAGCGCCUGAGCCGAGAGCAGGUUCGCCAGGUGGAGGCGGCCUGCGCUCCAGCCAUGCGCCUGCUGGCCUACCCUCGCAGUGGAGAGGAGGGCGACCUGGAGCAACCCGUGGACGAGGAGAGCCCGCCUGACACCGACGCCGAUGGCGCCACGUAGGCUGCUCCCUCACACGCGCCCGCGGGACGGAUCCGGGUCAGUCAGCACAAACCGGGGCACUCAGCGUGUCACCCCAGCCCUGGAGGAGCUGCACGGGGGAGGCAGCCUCGCACGCAGGCAGAGAUGGGGGGACUCGGCCUGGGACCAACUGCCGUGUGGCUGGCAGAGCAGGACUGCCGCAAGCUGUUCCGUGACGACUGACACACUGGUGGAAAGGAAGUUUUCAGUAAGGAAAUGACAGUACAGUGUGGGUAAUGAUGGCCAUCCAGUAGCAAGAGCUCUCGUUCCCAGCCUGAACCUGCCUACCUCUGCUGGAGGUGUUCUCAGAACAGAAGAGACACGAUCGGGUACCAUUUCCCAUCAGCAGUGGGUGUCUGGACAAGACGUCAAUGUGAAUAAGGGCCCAGUGCAGUCCUGUGUAUCUUGAUUAAAUUACUUGAUAGUAAAUAAAAGGUCUGAGUGCUGUUGGUUUAAA
Messenger RNA from Neogale vison (American mink), 1939 nucleotides. RefSeq names its product carbohydrate sulfotransferase 7 (gene CHST7). The transcript is spliced from 2 exons. Gene Ontology annotation, biological process: N-acetylglucosamine metabolic process; carbohydrate metabolic process. The record is from RefSeq and is a predicted model, not a curated record. Gene Ontology annotation, cellular component: Golgi membrane. Gene Ontology annotation, molecular function: N-acetylglucosamine 6-O-sulfotransferase activity; chondroitin 6-sulfotransferase activity. NCBI's taxonomy places the organism in Eukaryota, Metazoa, Chordata, Mammalia, Carnivora, Mustelidae. Bases 1 to 1464 code for a protein of 487 amino acids.